UAUUAUUAUUAUAGAAUUAUUAUUUUCCUGUUAAUUUAUAUAAAUACUCUCCGCUCUUCUUCUUCUUCACCACUUCCAACUUCAACAAACAUCCAUGGCCUCCUUUGUUCUAUAUUCUAUUCUCUCCGCCGUUUUCCUCUAUUUCGUUUUCAUUACCUCGAGGAAGCGCCGCCGUCUGCCUCUCCCUCCUGGUCCUAAACCAUGGCCCAUCAUUGGCAACUUGCCACAUAUGAGCCCUGUGCCUCACCAAGGUUUAGCCGCCAUGGCCAAAGUCUACGGCCCUCUCAUGCACCUCAGGUUGGGGUUCGUGGAUGUUGUGGUGGCAGCGUCCGCCUCCAUGGCGGCUCAAUUCUUGAAAGUCCAUGACUCUAACUUCUCCAGCCGCCCACCGAAUGCCGGCGCCAAGUAUGUGGCUUACAACUAUCAGGACCUUGUGUUUGCGCCGUACGGACCGAGGUGGCGGCUGCUACGUAAAAUCAGCUCCCUUCAUCUCUUCUCCGGCAAGGCUUUGGACGACUUUAGACAGAUUCGCGAGGAGGAGAUAAGAGUGUUGGUACGAGCUUUGGCAAGCGCUAAAACAAAGGUGAAUUUAGGGCAACUUUUGAACGUAUGCACAGUGAAUGCCCUGGGGCAAGUGAUGAUGGGGAAAAGGGUGUUCGGAGACGGCAGUGGAGGCUCCGAUCCAGAAGCGGAUGAGUUCAAGUCGAUGGUGGUGGAGCUGAUGCAGUUAGCCGGGGUUUUCAACAUCGGCGACUUCAUUCCGGCGCUUGAAUGGCUGGACCUGCAAGGGGUGCAAGCUAAAAUGAAGAAACUCCAUAACAGAUUCGAUAGGUUCUUGAGUGCCAUUCUUGAAGAACACAAAACCAAAGCUCGACAAAGUAAUGGGCAAGUGAAACACAAGGAUUUUUUAAGUACGUUGAUUUCAUUGGAGAAUGUUGAUGGCGCUGAAGGUGGAAAGCUCUCCGACACUGAGAUCAAAGCAUUACUUUUGAACAUGUUCACAGCAGGAACUGAUACAUCUUCAAGCACAGUUGAGUGGGCAAUGGCUGAGCUAAUUCGGCAUCCCAACAUCAUGGCUCAAGUUCGUAAAGAAUUGGACUCAGUCGUUGGUCGAGACCGCCUCGUCUCCGACUUGGACUUGCCCAAUCUAACCUACUUCCAAGCCGUCAUCAAAGAAACCUUCCGCAUCCACCCAUCCACCCCGCUCUCCCUCCCUCGUAUGGCCUCCGACAGCUGCGACAUCAACGGCUACCACAUCCCCAAGGGCGCCACCCUCUUGGUCAACGUAUGGGCCAUUUCUCGAGACCCUAACGAGUGGAACAACCCGCUUGAGUUUCGGCCCGAGAGGUUCUUGCCCGGCGGCGAAAGGCCGAACGCUGAUGUUAGGGGCAAUGAUUUUGAGGUCAUACCGUUCGGCGCCGGGCGUAGAAUCUGUGCCGGAAUGAGCUUGGGAUUGCGCAUGGUUCAACUAUUGACAGCGACGUUAGCGCAUGCUUUCGAGUGGGAGUUGGCUGAUGGAUUAAUGCCUGAGAAGCUGGACAUGGAGGAAGCUUAUGGGUUGACUUUACAACGUGCGGCGCCAUUGAUGGUGCAUCCAAGGCCAAGGUUAUCAAAGCAUGCUUAUUGAAAACGUUGUCGUUUCAUGGUGAGGAGGACUUAAGGGUAUUCAAACUUUGGUUAAAACCGAAUUAAUCGAUUAAAUCGAUCUUAUUUAGUUAAUCAGUCGGUGGUUGAACUUAGUUGUGUCGAAGGUCGGUUAAUGGCUUUUUGAAAUUUAGUUUAUUGGUUAAUUCGAUUCGAAAUCGAAUAAUUAACCGAAUUAAUCGAACUUAAUAAUUAAUAUUAUGUAUUAAUUUAAGACUUA
Molecule: messenger RNA, 1864 nt
Organism: Gossypium raimondii (Peruvian cotton)
Lineage: Eukaryota; Viridiplantae; Streptophyta; Magnoliopsida; Malvales; Malvaceae
Product: flavonoid 3'-monooxygenase
Exons: 3
Coding region: 95-1627 (510 amino acids)
Molecular function (GO): iron ion binding; monooxygenase activity; oxidoreductase activity, acting on paired donors, with incorporation or reduction of molecular oxygen
Source: RefSeq, a predicted model, not a curated record